CGUAUGGGAAGACUCACAAUCUCCAAAGAAGAACAAGAGAAAAACAAGUGGUUAACAAGAUGGAUAUGGCAACUGAGGCACCCAAAGCUCCAUUGACUCGUGAAAGACGGAUUAGAUCGGACCUCGAGGAAAAGCUAAACAAACCCUAUUUGGGAAGGGCAUCGGCAGCUGUGGACGUGGAUCACCCACAAGGAACAGUAGGACGUGACAGUAAAGGAUUGAGUGUUCUUCAGCAACAUGCUUCCUAUUUUGAUCAGAACAAAGAUGGAAUCGUUUAUCCCUGGGAAACUUACAGAGGUUUGAGAAACCUUGGCCUCAGUUUCAUUGAAAGCGUUUUUGCUGGAAUCAUCAUCAACAUAGGAUUGAGUUAUUCCACACUCGAAGGAUGGCUACCAGAACUGUUUUUUCCCAUAUAUAUCGACAGAAUCCACAAAUGCAAGCAUGGCAGUGAUUCUGCAACGUAUGACACUGAAGGAAGGUUCAUGCCAAUGAAUUUUGAGAGCAUCUUCAGCAAGUAUGCUCGAACUGUGCCUGACAAAUUAUCAUUCAACGAAGUGUGGCACAUGACUGAGGCGAAUCGGAACCAAUACGACUUCCUUGGCUGGAUAAUAUCAAAGGGCGAAUGGUUGCUUUUGUACCGAAUUGCAAAGGACUCACAAGGUUAUCUGGCAAAAGAAGCUGUAAGGGGAUGCUUUGAUGGGAGUUUGUUUGAUUAUAUUGCCAAUAUGAAUAAGGCCAAAAGGAAUUAAGGUCCACUCAUUGGAGCACUGCAUGUUGUUUGAAAUGUUGUGUUUGAACUAAAGUUGUCCAAUAUAUUUGAACUACGGUUUCAUCCUUUUCAACAAUAACUGGGCUGAAUUAUUAUGUUUAAUUGUCUUGAGAU
Messenger RNA from Hibiscus syriacus, 883 nucleotides. RefSeq names its product probable peroxygenase 3. NCBI's taxonomy places the organism in Eukaryota, Viridiplantae, Streptophyta, Magnoliopsida, Malvales, Malvaceae. The record is from RefSeq and is a predicted model, not a curated record. Gene Ontology annotation, molecular function: calcium ion binding; monooxygenase activity. The transcript has 6 exons. Bases 60 to 749 code for a protein of 229 amino acids.